Molecule: messenger RNA, 1492 nt
Organism: Agrilus planipennis (emerald ash borer)
Lineage: Eukaryota; Metazoa; Arthropoda; Insecta; Coleoptera; Buprestidae
Product: paired box protein Pax-1-like
Exons: 1
Coding region: 1-846 (281 amino acids)
Biological process (GO): anatomical structure development; regulation of transcription by RNA polymerase II
Molecular function (GO): DNA-binding transcription factor activity, RNA polymerase II-specific; RNA polymerase II cis-regulatory region sequence-specific DNA binding
Source: RefSeq, a predicted model, not a curated record
AUGGAUCCAUUGGCAGCGGUCCUGAAAGUCCUUGCCCGGCUGACAAAGAAAGACACCAAAGCUCAGCAACUCACAAACGCAAUACAAGACAAGACGACGGCGACGGCGACGAAAGAAGAAUGUUAUAUUAUGAUGGUCUUUCUUCUUUACCCGGAUGAUUUUAUCCGUUCAUCUGCUGACGCUANAGUUGAACUAUCCCAGGUGGGUAUCCGGCCGUGCGAUAUAUCCAGACAACUCCGGGUGUCUCACGGAUGUGUCUCAAAAAUCCUCGCUCGAUACCACGAAACAGGGUCAAUUCUUCCUGGCGCCAUCGGUGGAUCUAAACCCCGCGUUACAACCCCCAAGGUGGUAGCCUUUAUCAAGGAAUUAAAACAAAAAGAUCCAGGCAUUUUUGCCUGGGAAAUACGAGACAAGCUCCUAGCAGAAGCAGUUUGCGACAAAUACAACGUUCCGUCCGUGAGUUCCAUUAGCAGAAUUCUUAGGAACAAGAUUGGGACAUUGUCACAUCACUCUUAUCACCCCUAUUACAAAAGCGUCUACUCGUCAUACAAUUAUCCGAAUCAGAAAGUUCAAAGGUCGCAAACACAAAGGCCGAGUCCUGUUUCGUGGCCUAGCUCUCACAGUGUAACCGAUAUUUUGGCCGGAGUCCACGCGGCUGCAUUUAAGCCUCCACCAUCAUCGCCGUCGAUGGCUCUUCCUUCAGGACCUUCUCCUACAGGAUCCGACCACAGCGCUCAAAAUUAUAACUAUUACAUGUACCUUCAAUCGAGUAACACGGAAACGAUGUACAUGAUGAAUUCGGGAAUGAGUCACCCACCACUCCAUGCACCCGGAUCUCAUUUUUGAGUGAAAAUGCGUUCGGUGGAAUUCGGCAAGUUAUAGACUUUUUGACGUAACGCAUAAGUGCUUCUGUGAUACGCGCACAAUACAGUGACUUUAAUUAUAAAACUAUAGAAUCUUACUUUUAAUAAAAAAAAACGUUGAUGGUAAGUGACUUAAGAGCAUCAAAGUGGGUUCACGUAACAUAAAUUAAGCCAAAAAACAGUGUAUCCCGCAGAAUGAAGCAAAAAUACUUAUAUUUUAACAUAUGUGUAAAUCCCUACGUUAACACCAAAUUUAUUAUUUAAUUGUUAAAGUAGUUAUCGCUACUGGUCACCCAAAACCCCCUGGAAUAAUUAGGAGUGCGGAGGUAAAUAGACACAUUUAAGCUUACCCAGUGGAAAUUUAUAAUUGACUUUAUCAAUAAAACGCAAUGUUAGUUUCAAUAAAAUUAUUUUAACAACAUUUAACUAUUGCUUCGCAUUACUAAGGCUUUAUGAGGAGUAUAAUAACAUUAAAAUGCGAAACGGAAAGGUCUCAGGAGAUCCGCGAGAUACGGUGGUUUUUGUCCUAAUAAAAGUAUACAAAAUUCUGGGAAAAGCAACCAUUCUGUAUUUAACUGUAACAAUAGCAUAUUUUUCAUGAACAAGUCAGUAACAAAAGACCAAACCCU